AUGUCUUUACCCCGCGGCGUCGGUCUUGGCGUCGACGUGGGCCAACUGAUGCAACAUCAGCAACAGCAACAGCAACAUCACGUGCUGCCGGCCGCGUUCUUCCUGCGCGCCAGUGCCGAGAGGUAUCAGCGGACCCCAAAGUGCGCGCGAUGUCGUAAUCACGGAGUCGUGUCCGCGCUCAAGGGACACAAGCGCUAUUGCCGAUGGCGAGAUUGCGUCUGUGCCAAGUGCACCCUUAUCGCUGAGAGACAACGCGUUAUGGCUGCUCAGGUUGCGCUGAGACGGCAACAGGCCCAGGAAGAGAGCGAGGCGCGCGAGUUGGGCCUGCAAUUGCAAUACAAUGCCGGCAGCUGCAAUACUGCCCCGGUUCUACCGGCGAGCGCUGGUACGACGCCAGCUGGUAGUCCGCCCCCGCACCCAGCCGCGGCCGCGGCCGCGGCGCACCCUGCUGAAUGUGCAGCUCUCCUACCUACGAGGAAGAGAUCCACCCAAGAUGAAUAUCGGCAGUCCAAGGUGGAAAAGGGCGAUGCUGUUAUCGGCUUGAAGCGACCUAGAAUCUCCGAAAACACAACGAUCUUAUCGACCAGCGAUACAGGCAAUGAAGACGAUCGUGAUUCUGAUUCCGGUGGCGAAUUACGAACCGAUCGUUCGUUAGUGGUGUCGACGUCGUCGGGAUUAGCGGAGUCUGAAACGACGGCGAGAAAACGCACUAAUAGCCUGAAUGAUUCGGAAGAGGGUAGUCCAGAACCGGGCUCGCAGAGUCCGACGCACACUCCGCCACUGACUCCCGCCUUGACACCGCAAAGGGAGGACACUCCGGCGCCAGAAAAUCUCAGUUUACGCAAAAGUGGCAGUCCCCCGCAGACGCAACAGACUUUGCAACCGGUAGAUUUGGUUCAACCUAGGCCUAGUCCUCCACUACCCCCGUUAGCUGCCGCGACGACGGUGCACUUUCCUCCUUAUGCACCUCUCUACGGGCCGACGGCGAGCUCGCUAGCGUAUUGCUCGCCGGCGCUCUAUCAGCACCAGCAUCACCACCACAUCCCCGAGUCGCGGGAAAUCCAGAUGCAGAUGCAAAUGCAAAGUAUCCAGCAGACUUGUGGACUGCAGCUACAGCAGCAGCAACAGCAGCAGCAGCAGCAGCAACAGCAGCAACAACGUUCGCCGGUGGACGUUCUACUGCGUGUAUUCCCUGGGAGACGCCGCGCCGACGUCGAAGCGCUUCUUCAUCGUUGCAAAGGCGACGUGGUGUCUGCCAUGGAGGUGCUGAUCUGCGAGGACAGUCUGCCGAAGUCGGCGUUCUCGCCCCUGGCGGCCGCCGUGGCGUCCGCCGCGUCCGUCUCGGCGGCGGCGGCUUACGCGAGCCGCACCGCAUACUGCACCACCCCGAUACCGUCGACGCGGCACCGGUUCCUGGCCGCGCCUUACACCGGUACCGGUUACCUGCCCACCGUCAUCAAACCGCCCAACCAGAGUCUACAUGCCAAUGGUACUACCGGCGACGCCUAUCGGGAGACCAGUCCCGAUGAUGCCAGCGAUAAGACCAGUUACUCCGAGUGACCUGACGAAAAUUACGCCGUUGCCUGGUCGUACUCUUCAAUAAUACCCUAAUGAAUACCAUUUUAGUUCGCACGCAAAGUAAAAUUGUCCUUCCAUCGAGGCAGUCCUCGAUGUGUCAUCAGCUGAAUUAACUUCUGAGAACGUUAUUCGCAUAAUUUGAUCAUUUCCGAC
Messenger RNA from Trachymyrmex septentrionalis, 1731 nucleotides. RefSeq names its product doublesex- and mab-3-related transcription factor A2 (gene dmrt99B). Bases 1 to 1560 code for a protein of 519 amino acids. Gene Ontology annotation, cellular component: nucleus. Lineage: Eukaryota; Metazoa; Arthropoda; Insecta; Hymenoptera; Formicidae. The transcript has 7 exons. Gene Ontology annotation, biological process: sex differentiation; regulation of transcription by RNA polymerase II. The record is from RefSeq and is a predicted model, not a curated record. Gene Ontology annotation, molecular function: DNA-binding transcription factor activity, RNA polymerase II-specific; RNA polymerase II cis-regulatory region sequence-specific DNA binding; protein binding.